CCCGGCCGGAAACACGGCUAGCUAGCUGAACAGUAGUUCGAGCAUGAUGUCGCGACGAUUGAGUCAUCGCAGAUGAGCAGCUGGGCCCCAGAGGAGCAGGGCAGGGCAGGAACAUAAACAUCCAAGGCCUAUGAUACAGAAAAACCAGCAUUGAUACUACGAACUAAGCCAUGGAGUCUGGUGCCCGAUGGGAGCCUCUUGUUUGUGUAUACUGUCCACUGAAAGCUGGGAGCAUUGAUGGUACAGAUACUAGACCUCAUGAUAGAGCAGUUGAAAGAGCCAUCAAGGCUAUCUACAAGCCCAAUAAGAAAGUACAAGGUGACCCAGAGUGUACACUUUUCAUUGGGAGGUUAGAUACAAUGACAUCUCAAGACCAACUCAAUAAGAUCUUCUCCAAGUAUGGUGACAUCGUUAGAUUACGCUUAGUCCGAGACAUAGUGACUGGGAUGUCCAAACAGUAUGCCUUCAUUGAGUACAGUAAGCACAGGUAUGCAAUGAGAGCUCGGAUUGAGGCCAAUCACAUGGCGCUAGAUGGACGGGAUCUACUAGUUGAUUGGGAAUGUGAACGCACCUUGUCAAAAUGGAUUCCUAGAAGACUGGGAGGUGGAUUUGGUGGCAGGAAAGAAUCUGGUCAACUUCGCUUUGGAGGUACAGAUAGGCCCCACCGGAAGCCAAUCAUUGUGAGUCAACAGCACCACAGUAGAGGUGAGGUACUAGACAAAGGUAAUGAGAGGUGGAGAGAAAGAAACCCUGACAGGUAUAGAGAUGAUCGAUCUACUGGAUACAGAGCCAUGAGUAGACAUGAUAGAAGAAAAGGUGAUGACAGAGAUGGUGGUAGUUACUAUGAUAGACACCGAGGGGGACAUGAGGAGAGGUCUACCCACAGAGACAGAGAUAGAAAUAGAGGGGAACAUGAGGGGAGGUCAACCCACAGAGACAGAGGGGAACAUGGUGAGAGGUCUCCCCACAGACACAGAGACGGAGAUAGAGACAAAGGGGAACAUGGUGAGAGGUCUCCCCAUAGAGACAGAGGGGAGCAUGGUGAAAGGUCUCCCCACAGACACAGAGACGGAGAUAGAGACAGAGGGGAACAUGGCGAGAGGUCUGCUCACACAGACAGAGACAAAGAUCGUCACAAAGAAAGAAGUAGAAGCAAUAAUGAGCAGAGCACAGUGGCAGGAGGGAAUGAUGUUUCAAACUCUAACAUUAAGACAGAGAGUGAGUGUGUUGUCAACAUGCCAAGACUGCUGAAUACAAGAAACACUCUGGAUCCUGAUAUUAAGAUUAAACAGGAAAAAGACUGAGGUAUGUUAAGCAAUAAUAUGUGACAUGUCCUUGUGAACUUGGAAGGAACUUGGCCUCAGUCAAUAGCAAGAAACACUUGACAUUGACUAAGUACUUGGCCCAAUUUCUUUUGCUCUGCUUACCGUAAACACAGAAUCGGCGCUUACGGACGCCAGCAAUUCUACGCUGGGGGUUAGCGGCAUAUUUUUGCUUCUGCUUAUGUGUACUCCAGGUUA
Asterias rubens (European starfish) is the source of this 1520-nucleotide messenger RNA. Its product is annotated as U11/U12 small nuclear ribonucleoprotein 35 kDa protein-like. The coding region runs from base 171 to 1304 and encodes 377 amino acids. Gene Ontology annotation, biological process: mRNA splicing, via spliceosome. The record is from RefSeq and is a predicted model, not a curated record. Gene Ontology annotation, molecular function: mRNA binding; snRNA binding. Gene Ontology annotation, cellular component: U12-type spliceosomal complex; precatalytic spliceosome. The transcript has 5 exons. Lineage: Eukaryota; Metazoa; Echinodermata; Asteroidea; Forcipulatida; Asteriidae.